AUGGCACCGCAGCCCACGACCAAGACAGAGGAUGAUGUCGCUGGAUCCGAACGAUCCCAUCCUCUUCUGACACGACCUCUGCUACACAUCAGCGGCGUCGAUGCCGCCAUGACCGACAAGGAGCUCGCAGGUCUCGUCUUUGACCAGGUACUCCCGGUUCGCCUCAAGAUCGAUCGCAACGUAGGCGAGGGCCAGACAGCCAGCGGCACCGUCGAGUUCCAGACGCUCGAAAAGGCCGAGAAGGCCUACGCUACCGUCCGUCCACACAUCCUGCUUCGCAUCAAUUCAGACAGCUCCGCAAAGGAGCCCCGCACAUCGGCGAAACCACGCCUCGUCAAGCAGCUUCCUUCGAGCACCGACGACGCCUCCGUCUACGAUCUCUUCCGACCCUUCGGUCCGAUACGACGCGCACAGUGUCUGCUCACCAAUCCAGCUGGUAUCCACACCGGCUUCAAGGGAAUGGCCGUCGUCGAGUUCUACCGUGAGGAGGACGCCCAGCGCGCCGAAUUCGAGAUGCACUGCAGGGAGAUCGACGGCAAGUCCAUUUCUGUUGCCGUCGAUACCGCUGCUCGCAAGGUGAGCGCAGGGACAGCCGAGUUCCGUCCUUCAGCUGCUGCCUUCGUGCCCGCAAGCAGUAUGAGCCCAUCGGCUCCUUCCUUCGACCCAACGCCUGCCGGCCAUCGCUCCGUCUCGGCGGGUUCAUCUGCUUCCAUCUAUGCCAGUAACACUGCUGCUCCUGCAUCUGGCACCAGCGCCGCUCCAAAGGCAUCCCGUGCUCCACUGCAAUACUCUAGCCAAGCUGCAACCUAUGUCGAUCCUUGCAACCUCUUCAUCAAGAACCUCGACGCAGAACUUGAAUCCAGCGAUCUUUUCGACAGCUUCAAGAAGUUCGGCCACAUCGUAUCGGCACGCGUCAUGCGAGACCACGACGGCAAAAGCCGAGAGUUCGGAUUCGUCAGCUUCACCACUCCCGACGAGGCGCGACAGGCUCUCAAAGCCAUGGACAACGUCAAGAUCCGCAGCAAGAAGAUCACGGUGCGUCUACAUGAGCCCAAGACCAUGCGACAGGAGAAGCUGAAUGCGCGAUUCAACGCAGCCAAUGCCGAGGGUACGGAGACAGGCACCAUUGCACCUUCUGCAGAUGCUCAAAACGCGGGCGAAACGCAAGCUCAGACCGACAACGAACAGGCUCCUACGAGCAAAAGUGCAGAGGCGCCGCCUUUUGAAAAGCCUGCCAUGCUCGGUGUCCAGACGCAGCGCAGCGUGUCGAGCACGUCGUCGAUCAGUGAAGGAGGUGCACCGGCGAAGGAGAGGGAGAGGCUGCUCAAGGCCGUCGUGUCUGUCACCGAAGCUGGCGCUCCAGUAGAGGACAUCACCGACAUGAUCGCAAGUCUUCCGAAGAAGGAUCGCGCCAUGGCGCUCUUCAACCCGGAUUACCUCAAGCAGAAGGUGGACGAAGCCAAGGACAUUCUCGACAUUACCGACGACAGCGGUGAAGAUCUCGCAGCUGCACCAGCGCCUCCUGUCCUUCAAGACGCCGGCAAUGGAAAGACGUCAACAUCAUCCGCAUCAUCUCCUUCUACCGCCGAGACUGCCCCAACCCAGGUCCACACAUUGUCCACCCUCGCCGCACUUCCCGCAGUCGAGAUCAUCCGUCUUGCCCACUCCUCCUCCAGCUCCGGUCUUCCCCUUCCCAAAGCAGAUGCCGAGACGAUCAAAUCGACCGAUGCGUUCAUCAAUUCGCUUCAAGGCAAAGCAGCCCACGAUCAAAAGCAGAAGCUCGGCGAUCAGCUCUUCAAAAAGAUCCGCACCUUCGGCGUCAAAGGAGCACCAAAGCUGACCAUCCAUCUGUUGGAUACUGAGGAUCUUCGGGCACUGGCGCAUCUCAUGAACUCGUAUGAGGGGGUGUUGAAGGAGAAAGUUCUGCAGAAGGUGGCGGCCGGACUGAACAAGUGA
This is a messenger RNA of Pseudozyma hubeiensis SY62, 1956 nucleotides long. Its product is annotated as polyadenylate-binding protein. Gene Ontology annotation, cellular component: ribonucleoprotein complex; nucleus; cytosol. The coding region runs from base 1 to 1956 and encodes 651 amino acids. The transcript has a single exon. NCBI's taxonomy places the organism in Eukaryota, Fungi, Basidiomycota, Ustilaginomycetes, Ustilaginales, Ustilaginaceae. Gene Ontology annotation, molecular function: mRNA 3'-UTR binding; poly(A) binding; poly(U) RNA binding. The record is from RefSeq and is a predicted model, not a curated record.